Molecule: messenger RNA, 2135 nt
Organism: Adelges cooleyi (spruce gall adelgid)
Lineage: Eukaryota; Metazoa; Arthropoda; Insecta; Hemiptera; Adelgidae
Exons: 9
Coding region: 75-1985 (636 amino acids)
Source: RefSeq, a predicted model, not a curated record
UUAACCCAGCUCUUUCUUGAACACAGUACUUAAACACUUUUUACCGGCAAAUAUUUGAAAAUAAAACCGACAAAAUGUUGAGCUUUUAUUUAAUAUUUUCGGUAUGUCUAGCAACAUACAUAGUAAAUGCCGACAAAGCUGCACUGGGAAAUGACGGUAUACGUAACAAUAAAUUGAACGCUAAAAAGGUGGGUGAAAAUACAGUAAUUGACAAUAUAUCAAUUCACUCGUCAAGUGAGGAAAGUAAAGAACGCGGUGUAAAGCCAAAUAAACCUAACAACAAACGCGGUACAGAAAACACUAAGACAAUACCGCAAGAAAAUAAUCUUAAUGGAAAAUUCGGAAUUCAGAAUAACCGGUAUGGUCCAGGUUGGCAAAACAACCAAGAUGUUAGAAACCAAGAAAACACUAAACGUCCGUAUGGAAACCAGCGAAUCAGACCAAAUCAAAUACAAUCAAAACCAGCGUCAUUUAAUGACUGGCGCAAUAGCAGAAAUCAGAACCUGAACGUAGACUCGAGCGAUGGUGGACUCAUGGUCAACGGUAAAAAAGUGACAAGAACGCCGGGCAAAAGAGUUAAAUAUAACGGUGAUAAUGGAUUGCCCUCGUCCCAGUCUAACGCUCCUAAAUCGAUGACCUUUAAUAACAGUAACAAUACAGGUUAUGCAACUUAUAACCAAGGUGGUGUUAACAUUAACUUUAUAAAUGGUGCAAUGUUGAUCAACGGUAAAAAAGUCCCAGGACUUAAAGCAAACGAAGAAGCAGUGAUCGAAUACGGUAAAGGUGUACUUAAGGUCGACGGAGUAAGUCAAGCAAUGUUCGACGGAAUACAAGGAAGCGGUAAAAUGAUAGUUUUAGGAGAUAGUUUUUCACACACAGUUUACGACGAAGACGAAGAUAGUCGGAUUGGCCAAGGCUAUACAAACUUAGGAAAUCAGAACCUGAACGUAGACUCGAGCGAAGGUGGACUCAUGGUCAACGGUAAAAAAGUGACAAGAACGCCGGGCAAAAGAGUUAAAUAUAACGGUGAUAAUGGAUUGCCCUCGUCCCAUUCUAACGCUCCUAAAUCGAUGACUUUUAAUAACAGUAACAAUACAGGUUAUGCAACUUAUAACCAAGGUGGUGUUAACAUUAACUUUAUAAAUGGUGCAAUGUUGAUCAACGGUAAAAAAGUCCCAGGACUUAAAGCAAACGAAGAAGCAGUGAUCGAAUACGGUAAAGGUGUACUUAAGGUCAACGGAGUAAGUCAAGCAGUGUUCGACGGAAUACAAGGAUGCGGAAGAAUAGUAGUUUUAGGAGAUAGUUUUUCACACACAGUUUACGACGAAGACGAAGAUAGUCGGAUUGGCCAAGGCUUUACAAACUUAGGUAAUAAGUCAAGAAAUAAACCCAAUUAUCAAAACAACAAUUUUAUGACAAAUGUGGGAAAUAAUAAUAUGGGGAAUAUUAAUUCUGGAAAUAUUUACCGAACCAACUUUAAUGGCAGAAAUCGUCCAUGGAAUGCUGGACUCAAUAAUAUGGGGAAUAUUAACUCUGGACUCAAUAAUAAGGGGAAUAUUAAUUCUGGACUCAAUAAUAUGGGGAAUAUUAAUACUGGAAAUAAUAUAUCUCAUAUUGGAGGUGCAUCAUUCGGAAACAACUAUAAUGGCAGAAAACGUCCAACAGGAAUGGGGAAUGUAGCUAUGGGUAACGGUGGAAUGAUAGUCGGCGGUGCAAAUGGCGUACAAAUGGGUAACGGUGGAAUGAUAGUCGGCGGUCCAAAUGGCGUACGAAUGGGUAACGGUGGAAUGAUAGUUGGCGGUGCAAAUGGCGUACGAAUGGGUAGCGGUGGAAUGAAAGUCGGCGGUGCAAAUGGAGUACAAAUGGGUAACGGCGGAAUGAACGUCGGCGGACCAAAUGGCGUACAAAUGGGUAACGGCAGAAUGAAAAUCGGCGGACCAAAUGGUAUAGAAAUGGGUCCGAACGGAAUAACGGUUGGCAAUUAAUACGUUAAUUGGUGGAAUUGGAAUAUUAAGUUAAGAAGAAAUUGUAUUGUGAAUUCGAAAUAAGCAAAAAACAACCUCAAUAGUUAACAAGUUAAAUAAUAUUACAACGGCUAUUUGUAGUUUUGAAACAGUAAAAAGUAUAAUUGAUUC